Fonsecaea nubica is the source of this 3906-nucleotide messenger RNA. RefSeq lists its product as hypothetical. Lineage: Eukaryota; Fungi; Ascomycota; Eurotiomycetes; Chaetothyriales; Herpotrichiellaceae. Gene Ontology annotation, biological process: TORC2 signaling. The coding region runs from base 1 to 3906 and encodes 1301 amino acids. Gene Ontology annotation, cellular component: TORC2 complex. The transcript is spliced from 2 exons. The record is from RefSeq and is a predicted model, not a curated record.
AUGGCCUCGUCGGAUCAAGCGUCGGGCUACUCGGUGACACCCACUCAAGGGCGCUUCAAUAUCCGCCAUGCAUCUAGGAAAAGUGACGAUUUCUCAGCCUCUCAAAGACCCUUCAUGAAAGAUGGACGCUCACUGUCCGGCGGAAGUGCUCAGUUCAGCCAAAAGGCUUUCGUCCCAGCAUUCACUCCUGCCAAUCCUCCAGGUAGUUUCAGCACGGAUCUCAAAAAUACCACGCAUUCUGGAAGGACUACUCCGCAGACGGAAGUGGCAGGUGUGACCUUUGCUCGUCUGCCGCCGCAAUACAAGGAUGCGGAUCCUCUUACUACGUCGGAGCAGCGGCAAGCUGCGGUGCGCGACAAGAUUGCAAAGGAGAUGAAAAUAAAACUCGGGACGGAGAAUAUGCUCGAGGCGUUGCUGAGCAAGAACAACAAACAAACCAAGGAGCAACGACAGAAGGUCGAGAUGGAGUUGGGCUCUUCCAACAGGAAACUCGCCGAACUGAAGCAAGAACUUGACCAGGAGAUAAUGCGCUCUCAGACCCCGACCACUCCCCCGAACACGCGACUUACCAGUUAUUUUCGAGGUAGCCCGCUUAAAUCGCCUCCCUUGGGGCAAAACCAGGGCCCGGACCUGACCGAAUCAGUCGACAGCGAGUCGCCCACGGUGGUCCUUACUGAAACCCUCCAACAACUCGAAGCGGAUGGGAUGCCUCCGGAUUACUACAUCGAACGUGCAAAUACUCUGGUCGACCUGUUGAAGCGCAACCCUGGUCUGAAGUAUGAUCUGGCCUGGAAAGUCUUCAGCGAGCGGGUUCAGAUGAUGCUACUCAGCGAAAGUUCUGAUGUCGUUGCAGCAGGCUACAGACUGACUCGACACGCUAUCGCUGAUAGGAAAUCGUUGCAAACCAUCCGAACCCUCCGUACAGACGAACUGGUCAUCCUGUCACUGGUUAAAAAGGCCAACGCUGUGCUGGAACGUGAGCAGGCUGUCAAAUUUGUGCGAGCAUUCCUGGACGUGAAAGACGGCGUCUAUGAGCUUUCCCGUGCUGUUGUGCGAAGUCUGGUAGCGGUCGCUGAAACAUAUGACGACCGCCUGAGAGAUAUAUGCCUGUUGACGCUGGCCGAGCUCCUUAUGAAACACACAGAACUGGUCGUCGCAGCGAAUGGCAUGAGCACUCUCACCGAAGCCCUGGCAGACGGCUCUUUCCCGGCACCCGAAGGUCUCGUCGCUAGCUUUCUUCACAUCCUGGACCAUCCACAGCAACGCAAGUACUUACACACCGGCCGGGAGUUUGAGGCUAUGUUUGCUCCGUUUACAGACCCCCUGUUGCUCAGCGGCGAUGAGGAAAAAUUGAAAACGUGUGCUCAGGCUAUUGCAGCAAUGCUCAAAACUUGGCCCGGCUUCAUCUUGCUAUCGAUGAAUGGCGCUUCUCCUCUGCGAUCUCUGAUUGACUCGCUGGUCUACCCCAUCACACAAUCUCGAGAUAUCGUGUUGGAGCUUUUUUUUGACAUCCUCCGCAUCAAACCACCUUCGUGGUCUACCUCGUUUCUGGCCGGCAGGAGGUUAACAACCUACGGCAGAGUCAACACUUUGCAAGUGGAGCAACCGUCUCAAAGGCAGCUGGCAGAAUACAACGCAGAGGGGAGGUUUGACUUAACAUAUCACUUCUCGGCCUUCGUGCUGGCAGCAUUGGUGAAGGCAGGUCUGAUACCUGCACUGGUGGAUCUGAUCAAAAUCGAGGAGGAUGCUGCUCUAAAACGGAAGGGCACUCUUUUGCUGACUGAGGUUCUGAAACUUUCACACCAUGCUCUGCCCGAAACGAUUAGUUCGAGCAUCCAGGUCCUUGGUGACCUUGUGCCCAGUUGCGUCGAUUUUGGAACCGAAAUGACGGCUAUCAAUAUGGGUAUGAUCUAUCAGAUCGAAAGCAUCAAUCGAGCACUCAAUAGGGCGUCUGUUUCUACCUUCGGAAGAAUCGAACAGGUUGAUGAAUUAGCCGUCGGCCCUCAGACUAUUGAAAGAACAAAGUAUACUGCCAUGAUGGACGGAGAUCAAUUUCGGCAAGCUAUGGCCGACAGCCAGGUCACGAGUCAUUCACAAUACAUCAAAUGGAGAUGGGAGCUGAUCCAAGGCUUGGUCGAAGGGCCUCUGACCAAUCCAAAACGGCUGGAAGAGGCCAUCAGAUCUCCCAAAUUCAUGAAGCGACUUGUUGGAUUCUUUCGACCCUUCAAAUAUCGAUUUUCCACCAUCCGAAACACCAGGCCUAACCAGCGCUACAUUCGCACCGGCUGCGCCCUGAUGCGGACCCUAACUCAGACCUCACUGGGCGUGCAGUACCUUGCGGAGAACAAAUUGUUGCGCCAGAUCGCAGAAUGCCUUGCCCAGAUCGAUCCACACAGCGGGAUUACUUCAUCUAACCCAUUGUUUGAACGGCACCACAUGGCUGAGACACUCAGCGCAGGUUAUUUUGCCAUGCUCGGCGCUUUAAGCCAUUCUGCUGAGGGAAUGCGUCUAAUGGAACAGUGGCAUAUGAUGGACAUCUUCUACCACCUUGUUGAACUCAAAGAUCGAGAUGACUUGAUCCGAGCACUCCUUGGGAAUAUGGACUACACCCUGGACACACAUCUUCGGGUUAUUCUGUCGAAAGCACUAACCUCCGGCGUCAAAGAUAUCCGACUCUUCGCCACCAAGCUGCUUCGACGAUAUGCGGUAGGUCGCGUACAAUAUUCGUCCGGCCUACAAGACCGCUCCAGUUCCCAUUGGGCUCUUCGGCUGGUUCUUACACAAUUGUACGAUCCAGACGUCGAGGUCGGCGAAGUGGCCGUCAAGAUUCUCGAGGAAGCUUGUAAUCAAAGGAGCCAUCUGGAAUACGUGGUCAAAUGCCGACCAUCACUGGAUCAUCUCGGAGAGAUUGGCGCCCCCCUUCUACUGCGCUUCCUUUCGACUUCUGUAGGCUAUCGAUAUCUCAGCGGACUUGACUACAUUACGCAGGAAAUGGAUGACUGGUUCCUGGGCCGAAACGAUGCAUAUGUGGCUCUCGUGGAGGCUUCAAUCCUUCGAGCCUACAUGGACGCUAGUACCAGUAAGGUGCAUUUUAACGAAGAUGCCACCGUUGACCUACAUGAGGUUGGAAUAGCACCUCCACACUUCUAUCGAGAACUUGCUAGGACGCAUGAAGGAUGUAAACUGCUGAAGCAGUCGGGGCACUUCUACGAGUUUUCAUCUACGAUCCGAGAUUUCAAUCUCGAGGAAGAAGACCCAGAAAUACUGACCAAGGUGAAAGGGUGCAUGUGGGCAGUUGGCAACAUUGGUUCAAUGGACCUCGGGGCACCGUUUCUGGAAGAGGCGGAUGUGGUCACCACAAUCGUAAGGAUUGCAGAAGGUGCCCACGUUUUGUCGAUGCGUGGCACUGCCUGUUUCGUUUUAGGCUUGAUAUCACGCACCCUUCACGGUUUCGAGAUGCUUGCCGAAAAUGGGUGGGACACGACGGUGGAUCCGCGAGGGCGCUCCCUUGGUCUCUGUCUGCCCCGUAAUCUGGAGGCAUUGUGCUUGAAAUCGGUUGGGUCUGCCACCGUACUCGUGUCAACAUCCCCCGAGGACGACGUCAAGUACAAGUACGCUACGACGGACGACAACCCGGUCAGAGCGAAGAUACUCAAAUCAAUUGUCGAGAUGGGCAAUUCAGUCAUGUACAAAAAGGCUGCCGCAGAUCUUCAUGCCCUCAAAGCGCGACAACCCAGCCACUUUGGCGACACGGAAAUGUUUCGGAAAACGUUGGUCAUCCUGGAGAGUCAUCACUAUCGGCUGCAGGCGCGGCACUACAUUCUCAACCUCUUUAACAAGGGUCUAAUGCGGAAGAUCAUCUUCGACGAGGACAUGGGAGACUCCACCGAGUCUGAUACAGGGUAG